CAGGGACCAAGGGGAAAGGAAAAGAGGCGAGGAGGUGGAUGAUGGUCUCAAGGCCGUGCGAACAUCCUGAUGUGCCGCCGACGCAGAAUUAUAUCAGGGGGCAGUAUGAGAGUGUGGAGUUUAUUAGAGAGAUUCCGGUGUAUGAUGAGGAGGACGGAGAGGGUGCCGGUGGUGAGGCUGGGAAGGAAGUGGAUGGGCAAGAGGUGCAGGAAGUGCAGAGAAAACUGAAUCCCGUGGAAUGGGUGAUGGUCACGAGAAGUGAUCCCGGAGGCAAUAUCCCUCGAUGGAUGGUGGAAAAGGGCACCCCCAAGAGUAUCUGUCAGGAUGCCAUCAAGUUCUUGAACUGGGCAUGUCGGGAUGAAGGCCAUAAGAAGCGUGCGCAUCGCAAGUCGGGGACUGCAGGUCAUCAGCAUCAGCAUCAGCAUCAACAUGACCCUGGCGCUGAGGCUUCGGCGGAAGACGACGAGGGUAGUGUCUCUGAGGAUUCCAGUGAGUCGGACUACUAUUCGGACACUGAAGUUGAGCACCACGGCCUCAUUGCCAGUUUCGCAUACCUGGUCAAUGCAGGUCUGGAGCGGUAUGCUCCGCAGGCCGUUCUCGACUAUCUCCCCCACGGUCAUUCGCGACAGUCGUCGACAGUCAGUACUGCCCAGGAAAAUGGCUAUCCGACAGACGACAAGGAAGACCCGCAGACCGAGCCAACACCCCCCACAACAACCACUACUACCGCCAAGCCCACCGAGCCAGAGUUCAACGAUGCAGCCUCGCAAGGGAAAGCCUCCGUCGCCUUCUCCGCCAAUUCGGCUUUCGACUCCGCCGUCGAAGCCCCUCCCAAUGUCUCCGCCAUCGAACAGAUGACGCUCAACAAGAAGGGAAAACUCUCAUCCCACGAGAAGCAACUGGCCAAGCUGGCGGAGCGCAAACGCAACGUCGAGGCGCAGCUGGACCGCGUUCGCUCGGAGAUCCAGGCCCUGCAUGUCGAAUCCACACCCGCUUCGCCCCCACAAACCGCCACAGCUGAGGGCGGGGGCGGCAGCAGCAGCAGCAACAAGCGAGACAAGGCAUCAGCAGCAGCGCUGGCCGCGGCUGGCGACGUAGGCAGCGAGCAACUCAGCAGCAGUCCGGGCAGCAGCGUGCACCGGGGGGUGGCGUCCAGCGGUGGCAACAAUCACCACCACAACCGUCAUGAGGCCGCGCGUGCGCACAAGGUGGCGUCCGGCUUGUUCAAUGAGGAGUCGAAGCUGCUGAAGCAGCUGGGCAAGAUCGAAAAGGACCAGGUGAAGGAGGCGUCGAAGAUCGAGGCGCGGCAACAAAAGCACGCCGAGAAGCAGGAGAAGUCGCGGGCCCGGGGCGAGGCGGAUGCGCUCCGGCGAGAGGUCGAGCUGCUGAAGAAGGAGGUCGAUCGGCUGCGGUCGGAGCGCAAGCAGUGGUUGGAUCUGAUCGGGUCGCUGCAGGCGGAGAAUACGAGGUUGGCGGCGCAGCAGGAUCCAGGGGCUGCCAAUGCCGCUGCUGCUGGUGGUGCUUCGACGACCAAGUUGAACGAGGAGAAGAAGUAGUUGCCGUGGUAGAUGAUUCGUAGAGAGGUGAAGAAGAUCGAGUGGCUACUAGGUAGUUUAGAUGGGUUGAGUAGGUCUUGUACAGUACAUUAUGUUGAGUUUUGAUUGGUGAGAUACAUUCCGGAGUACAGCGCAAGCACAUGCAGUGGGAUCUGAUUUGAGUGUGAUGAUAACUAUUAUAAGCUUUAUUGAGUAAUGAGAAAAUCGCGCUGCA
Messenger RNA from Aspergillus aculeatinus CBS 121060, 1770 nucleotides. RefSeq lists its product as uncharacterized. The coding region runs from base 288 to 1556 and encodes 422 amino acids. The transcript has a single exon. Lineage: Eukaryota; Fungi; Ascomycota; Eurotiomycetes; Eurotiales; Aspergillaceae. The record is from RefSeq and is a predicted model, not a curated record.